Molecule: messenger RNA, 789 nt
Organism: Fusarium subglutinans
Lineage: Eukaryota; Fungi; Ascomycota; Sordariomycetes; Hypocreales; Nectriaceae
Exons: 1
Coding region: 1-789 (262 amino acids)
Source: RefSeq, a predicted model, not a curated record
AUGUUUUCCGCUUUCAAAGCUAGUUACUCACCUGAGGUGACGGCCCUUACCAAGAAGCACGGUGUCAGCGAUGCACUAUUCAUCAAGAAUCUCGGGUAUUUCACCAACAUCGAUCUGAACAAGGUUGGUGAGCAAGGCUUCAUCGCCAUGAGCACCGGCGUACGUAAGAUCACCUCUGGAUUGAAAGACCCUGCUGGACUAACAUCAAUCGAGUGUCUCAUCUUGGCCUUUUGGUCUAACCACCUUGGUGGUGCAAAAGUAGCGUUUCUCACGGAACAUGCACAUACAAUUCAUGAGGCACGAGGACGGACAGGGCCGUUCUCAAAGCAUGACCUGGAAUUUAUCCGUUGGACUGUUGAUGCUAUAAGGAGAGAGAUUGCGACAACAGAUGUAAUGUUGGCUGAGGUAUGUACGGAGCAUGGAGAUAUCCUGGAUGUGGAGUUUGAGAUGCGUACUGAAGAAGGAAUGAAACGUCUCUUGACUGGAAAGAUGAAGUCUCAACAGUUGUACACAUCGGGGGAAGAAAAGAUGGCAGCUAGAGUGAAUAUGCUUAAUUCCCUCUUUAUCAAGGAUCAAGACAUGGACAAAAUGACAGACCCGACACAGAUCAGCACGCUAGCUGGAGUAGACAUGGCGAUCUCUCGGAUUGACGCAUAUAGAGAAAGACUUGAUAGCGAGAGAAUUCGUCUUCGGAAUGAUUUCAAGGCUCUAUGUCACAAGAAAGACUUCGCUGACAAGAGACUCAAGGCAUUGAGCGAGAAGCGUGGGUAUUUGGCGAGCUUGAAAUAG